AUGGAUCAACUUUACUUCGACGGUAUGACAAUUUCAAGCAGAUUAGGGUUCCCAGAUUUGUUUAUCACCUUCACAUGCAACCCAAAUUGGCCUGAGAUUACACGGUUGCUGUCCCCGAAAAAUUUAAAACCUCAUGAUAGGCCUGACAUUGUUGCCAAAGUUUUCAACAUCAAGUUUAAAGAGCUUAUGGUUGAUUUAACAAAAAAACUUAUUCUUGGGAAAGUUUUGGCAUUUAUGUAUACAAUUGAGUUUCAAAAGCGAGGCUUACCCCAUGCCCACAUUUUGAUCUUCUUGCACCCCCAAAGCAAGUAUCCAACACCGUCCGACAUUGAUAACAUCAUUUGUGCCGAGAUUCCUGAUCCUACGCUUCAUCCUGCUUUAUACGCACUGGUAAAAUCACAUAUGAUACAUGGACCGUGCGGUCUUUCGCGGCCUAAUUCACGAUGUAUGAGAAAUCAGCAAUGUUCUAAAUAUUAUCCAAAAAAUUUCAUCGAAGAUACAGUUGUCAAUGCUGAAGGUUAUCCAUUAUAUAGAAGAAGAUCCAACACCCAUGUAAUUACAAAAAAUAAUAUCAAGUUGGAUAAUAGAAAUGUGGUCCCCUAUAACACUCGGUUAUUGUUGAAAUAUCAAGCACAUAUUAAUAUGGAAUGGUGUAACCAAUGCACUUCUAUCAAGUAUCUAUUCAAAUACAUUCACAAAGGAUAUGACAGAAUCGGUGCAAGUGUGGUAGCUUCUAAGUCAAACACCGGACUACAGCAUGAAUGUGUAGAUGAGAUCAAACAAUAUCUCGAUUGUAGGUAUGUUUCUCCGAGUGAAGCGUGUUGGCGAAUAUUUUCAUACAAGGUUCAUGGGAGGAAACCUGCUGUUGAGCGAAUGUUUUUCCAUCUCAUUGGUGAAAAGGCUGUCUAUUAUAAAGAUUGUGAACAAAUGGAGCAUGUCUUAGAGAGUGCAAGCGUAACAGAAUCUAUGUUCACGUCUUGGCUGGUAGCAAAUGCAAGAUAUGAGGAAGCCCAGUCAUUAACAUACGGUGAAUUUGUUACAAAGUUUGUUUAUGUUAAGAGAAACAGAUUGUGGAAGCCACGAAAAAGAGGGUUCACUAUCGGACGUUUGGUGUGGGUUCCACCGACAACUGGGGAACUUUUCUAUUUGCGGAUGAUGUUGACGGUGGAUAAGGGACCAACUUGCUAUGAAGAUAUCAGGAGGGUCGGUGAAACACAGUAUGACACCUUUCGAGAAGCAUGCUUUGCAAUGGGAUUCUUAGAUGACGAUCGAGAAUACAUAUGUGCGUUAAAGGAGGCAAGUGCUUGGGGGACAGGUCAUUAUCUUAGAAAGCUGUUUGUUGUUAUGCUCCUAUUAGGUGCCGUAAACCGUCCUUCCCAUGUAUGGAAAGAAUCAUGGAUUAUAUUGUCCGAUGGUCUCAUGCAUGAGCAAAAACUAAUUGCCAACAAUCCAGAUACACUAACUUUAACAUCCCAUGCUAUUUAUAUUCUUAACUACCACACCACAGAUUUGACAUUACCGGAUGACGCAAUCCAGCAGCUGACAUUGAUAGAGAUCGAAAAAAUGCUGCAACUGAACCAUCGUACCCUACAUGACUUCAAGCCCAUUCCUUAUCCGAAUGACUAUGUUAUUCAACAACUGGGAAACCAGCUUAUAUACGAUGAAAGACAGUACAAUAUCCAGGACAUGAAGGCGGAGUUUGAUAACCUAUUCAAAUCUCUCACUGAUGAACAGAGGAAGAUUUACGACCAAAUCAUGGAUGCCGUUAACAAACAAAAAGGUGGUGUCUUCUUCCUGCACGGUUAUGGCGGAACCGGUAAGACAUAUAUGUGGAGAACACUUGCAAGUGCAUUGAGAUCUAAGCAUGAGAUUUGUCUUACUGUUGCAACAAGUGGGAUAGCAUCUCUUUUGUUGCCAGGGGGUCGUACAGCUCAUUCAAAGUUCAAGUUGCCAGUUCCAUGUCUUGAGAACUCAACUUGCAAAAUUAAUUUCAAUGACCCUAGCGCUGGUCUUCUAAGGGAGGCAAAGCUAAUUAUAUGGGACGAGGCACCAAUGGCACACAAAUAUUGUUUUGAAACGCUGGACAGGACUUUGAAGGAUGUCAUGAGUAAUUAUAGUCACUCCGAAACUAUUUUCGGAGGGAAGGUUGUGAUUUUUGGUGGGGAUUUUCGUCAGAUAUUACCCGUUGUACCCGGAGGAAGCCGUUCUGACAUUGUCCAUUCAACAAUUAACGCUUCUUACAUUUGGCAUUAUGUUAAUGUCUUGAAUUUGACAAAAAAUAUGCGUCUAUCCUCCGGACCAACUGAAGAAGAUAAAAAGGAAAUUGCGGAUUUUUCAGAUUGGCUUUUAAAGAUAGGAGAGGGAAGAAUUUCAGAACCUAACGACGGUUAUGCUAACAUUGACAUACCGCCCGAGUUGUUAAUUACAGACUUUGAUGACCCUAUUCUAGCCAUCGUGGAGAGUACAUAUCCUGAUUUCUUAAAUUGUUACCAAUCGUGUGAUUAUCUAAAAAAUAGGGCCAUUCUUGCUUCAACUUUGGACAUUGUUGACAAUAUCAAUGACCAUAUCCUUGCGAUGAUUCCAGGGGAAAUAAGAAAUUACUACAGCUCUAACUCAGUUGAUCGAUCAAAAAUCCAUGACAGCAACAUUCUUCAGGUGCUUAGCCCAAAAUUCCUCAGCUCUUUAAGAACUUCCGGCCUACCCAACCAUCACUUAAAGUUAAAGGUUGGAACACCAAUCAUGCUUAUGCGAAACAUUGAUCAAUCCCAAGGUCUAUGUAAUGGGACAAGGCUUAUAGUAACUAAUAUGGCUGCUCAUGUGCUUGAGGCCAAAUUGAUGGGUGAUAACAAUAAUGGGAAGGUUAUAUAUAUCCCGCGAAUGGAUAUGUCCCCGUCUCAAUCUCCUUGGCCAUUCAAGUUAUCGAGACGUCAAUUUCCGGUUAUUGUAGCCUACGCCAUGACCAUUAACAAAUCACAAGGCCAAUCGUUGGAUUGGGUUGGACUCUAUAUACCUCGGGAUGUUUUCACGCAUGGACAGAUUUAUGUUGCCGUUUCACGAGUUACAACCAAAAAAGGCAUCAAGAUAUUGAUACACGAUGAUAAAAACAUCCCAAAGCUUUCAACAUGUAAUGUUGUAUAUAAGGAAGUUUUUAACAACAUUUAG
Vicia villosa (hairy vetch) is the source of this 3162-nucleotide messenger RNA. RefSeq lists its product as uncharacterized. Bases 1 to 3162 code for a protein of 1053 amino acids. Gene Ontology annotation, biological process: telomere maintenance; DNA repair. The transcript has 5 exons. The record is from RefSeq and is a predicted model, not a curated record. Gene Ontology annotation, molecular function: DNA helicase activity. NCBI's taxonomy places the organism in Eukaryota, Viridiplantae, Streptophyta, Magnoliopsida, Fabales, Fabaceae.